Molecule: messenger RNA, 2854 nt
Organism: Anolis carolinensis (green anole)
Lineage: Eukaryota; Metazoa; Chordata; Lepidosauria; Squamata; Anolidae
Gene: hdc
Product: histidine decarboxylase
Exons: 12
Coding region: 503-2644 (713 amino acids)
Biological process (GO): L-histidine catabolic process; histamine biosynthetic process
Cellular component (GO): cytoplasm
Molecular function (GO): histidine decarboxylase activity; pyridoxal phosphate binding
Source: RefSeq, a predicted model, not a curated record
UUUUGUCAAGGAACUUUCCAUGCAGUGUUUUGUUGUGCCAGCUGUCAGCUCUAGUUUGUAGUGCGGUUUUCUUGUACUGGUUUUUUUGUCUGCUGUGCUUUGAGGAGUGCUUUGAGUCUGUCUGUGUGAUUUUCUUACAGCAGCUGAGGAUACACACACACACACUGCAUUUUCUGUCCACAUCUCUUGGGAACCAAAGAGAUACAGAACAUCGUCUUGCACCAGAUACUGAGAACCAUUCAAUUCUAAUUGUACCCAGAUUUAGCCCAAUGCAUGUCAGACCAUCUUUCUCCAAAAAUGUGAAUGUUUUGCUCUAACAUUGUUGGCACUUUCCUCCUUAUAGGCACGUAGUGGAACAUGAAUUGCAUCCUGUUUCCCAUUGCAGUGAAAAGAUGAAUGUGGCCUCCAAUUUCCUAGACUUCAAAGGAAUGCUAGACAAACUGAGAAAGGAGAAGCAAAAUGAAGGAGGAGCCAUCAAAAACAAUUUCCUAACAUCCUGCUGAUGGAAAGUCUGACAAGCGUGUCAGAUAAAAAGGGUAUAAAAAGGCAACGGGAUGGAGGGGCAAAAGCAGAGGAAAGACAAAGCGGUCAGUGCUCCGUUCAUUGCAAAAAAAGGAAGCUCAGUAGACAGCAAGAACCUAUAGACAGCAACAACAUGGACUCUGAGGAAUACAGACAGAGAGGAAAAGAGAUGGUGGACUAUAUCUACCAGUACUUAACCAGCGUGAGGGAAAGGCGGGUGUCUCCCGAUGUCCAGCCAGGCUACAUGAGAGACCAACUGCCCGACAAAGCCCCCUUUGAGCCAGAGAGCUGGGACAGCAUCUUCAAAGACAUAGAGAAGAUCAUUAUGCCUGGGGUGGUCCAUUGGCAGAGUCCACACAUGCACGCCUACUUCCCAGCACUCAACUCCUGGCCUUCGCUCUUGGGGGACAUGUUGGCAGAUGCCAUCAACUGCCUGGGAUUUACUUGGGCUUCUAGCCCUGCCUGCACGGAACUGGAAAUGAACGUGAUGGACUGGUUGGCACAAAUGUUGGGUCUCCCACAUACUUUCUUGCACUAUCACCCAGACAGCAGAGGUGGAGGCAUAUUGCAGAGUACGGUUAGCGAAUCCACUUUGAUCGCUCUCCUGGCAGCAAGGAAAAAUAAAAUUCUAGCAAUGAAAGAAUCUGAGCCAGACACCGAGGACUCUACUCUGAAUUCUCGUUUUAUUGCUUACGCUUCAGAUCAGGCCCACUCCUCAGUUGAAAAGGCAGGCUUGAUAUCCCUGGUGAAGAUGAGAUUUCUGCCUGUCGAUGACAAUUUUUCCUUGAGAGGCGAAACCCUGAAAAAAGCCAUUGAAGAGGACAGAAGCCGUGGCCUGGUACCAAUCUUUGUUUGUGCAACUCUGGGUACAACUGGUGUCUGUGCUUUCGACAGCCUUUCGGAGCUGGGUCCAAUAUGUUCUCAAGAGGGACUCUGGUUGCAUGUCGAUGCUGCAUAUGCCGCAACGGCAUUCCUCUGUCCAGAAUUCAGAGUGUUUCUGGAAGGAAUUGAACAUGCCGAUUCUUUCGCCUUCAACCCUUCCAAAUGGAUGAUGGUUCACUUUGACUGCACAGCAUUCUGGGUCAAGGACAAAUACAAGCUGCAGCAAACAUUCAGUGUUAAUCCCAUCUACCUCAGGCAUCCCAAUUCGGGUUUAGCUACCGAUUUCAUGCACUGGCAAAUCCCACUCAGCCGAAGGUUUCGCUCUUUGAAACUCUGGUUUGUGAUUCGCUCGUUCGGCGUGAAAAAGCUCCAAGACCAUGUCAGACAUGGCACGGAGAUGGCCAAAUAUUUUGAGUCAUUGGUUCGAACGGACUCUCUGUUUGAGAUUCCAGCCAAGAGACACCUGGGACUGGUUGUGUUUCGUUUAAAGGGUCCCAACUGGAUGACCGAAAAAGUCUUAAAAGAGCUAAACAAUUCAGGGAAGCUCUUCGUGAUCCCCGCAAUGCUUGGAAAGAAGUUAAUCAUUCGCUUCACGGUAACGUCUCAGUUUACGACCCAAGAGGACAUCCGGACGGACUGGUCCCUCAUCCAAGAGGCUGCAGCGAAAGUUGUUAACCUGCCAUGUAUGCCGAGGCGUAUUGGCAUCCCAGAGGACGAGGAGCACAUCCUCAACAUGAUAAGCAGCCUCAGUCCGAAAUCAGUCGGUGCCCCUUCUCCUUUUUUCUCAGAGAAGGAAGACUGCCAAAUCUCUCUCGCCAAAAUAACCGUCCAGCCUCGAAGAGCGUCUUCCAGUUUUCCAUCAAGGCUUGCGAAUGAAGAUCUAGCAGUGCUUGAGGAUCCAAACUUAGACAAUUGUUUCAAAGAAGAGAGCCCGAAUGCAACCAGCCAGAAGGUCUCCUCCAGCUUAUGUGUCCAAAACAAGAAAAAGACAGCUCGUUCCUUCAGUGUGCCAAUGGCCGACGUUGGCGAGUCAAGCCAUCCCAAGGCAACAGACAACUUUGGGAAGAGCGGGACUUGUAUUGGCGAGAAAUUCCUUUCCAAGUUGCCCAAAGAGGUGCUGAUGCUGAAGAAAAGUGACCUCAAGAAACGGCUGAAGUUUUACAGCGUGCCCAGUUUUCCAGAAUGCACCAUCCAGUGUGGCCUCCAGCUGCCAUGCUGCCCGUUGCAGGCCAUUGUUUAGGAAGCAUUUACCUUUGACAAGAAAGUGAGAACCAAAGUCUGCCCAUUCUCAUGCAAUACAGCAAUCUAUGCCCCUAUUCUAUAUAUAAAUAUAUAUAUAUUAUAUAUUAAAGGAUAUUAUUUGUUUCAGAAGACGGCUUAUUUUUUUUAACCUGUAUAUUGAAAAACAUUUAAAAUAUAAAUAAACUAUUUAAUAUCGCUGUCGGGAGUA